This is a messenger RNA of Onychostoma macrolepis, 2448 nucleotides long. It is a transcript of the gene sult3st1, whose product is annotated as sulfotransferase family 3, cytosolic sulfotransferase 1. Gene Ontology annotation, molecular function: sulfotransferase activity. The transcript has 7 exons. Gene Ontology annotation, biological process: sulfation. NCBI's taxonomy places the organism in Eukaryota, Metazoa, Chordata, Actinopteri, Cypriniformes, Cyprinidae. Gene Ontology annotation, cellular component: cytoplasm. The record is from RefSeq and is a predicted model, not a curated record. Bases 383 to 1030 code for a protein of 215 amino acids.
GGAAAGUCUUAGCGACUACCUAUGUAAAUAUAAGGGCUAUGUUUUUGCAAAAGGCGAAACCACCGCGGAGUACAUAGACUCUCUUCAGCAUUUUGAGAUUCGUGACAGUGAUGUUUUUUUGGUGACGUAUCCCAAAUCAGGAAGGACGCUGGAAACAUUUAACAGUCUUUAAUACUGGAAUCACAGGGGACACUCCACCACAGGAACACAGGAAACACACGACAUCCAACAAGUAGACCUGACAAGGGAGAAACACACAGACAGGAACUUAAAUACACAGGAUAAUUGCUUAAACACAGGUACAAUAUGGACACAGAAUAUCAUAAAUUUAAUUUGUGAGGAUGCCACAGACAAAAAAAAAUUUCCCAACAAUCUUGAGAAGAUGCCUUGGUUAGAGUACCGUGAAGGCCGACCUGACUAUUCCUUGCGCUCAUCUCCACGGUUCUUUGCCACCCAUCUCACACCCAGACUGAUGCCACCAGGCCUUAGGGACAAGAAAGGAAAGAUCGUGUAUGUGCUUAGAAAUCCAAAAGACAAUGCAGUGUCAUAUUAUCACUUCAGCCACGUCUGGGCCAAGCUUGAGACACCCAAGAGCUUUGAAGACUUUCUGCAGCAGUAUCUGGCAGGAAAUAUUGGUGGAGGAUCUUGGUUUGAUCAUGUCCGAGAGUGGUACAGUAAAAGAGACCAGUACAACAUCCUUUUCCUGUCAUUUGAGGACAUGGUCAUGGAUCUCAGGACAGCAGUGGAGAAAAUCUGCAAGUUCUUGGGGAAAAAUCUGGAUGACGCUGCUAUCGCACAUAUUGUGGAGAAGGCCACUUUUAAAAAUAUGAAGAAGGACCCGAGGGCAAAUUAUGAAUUUGUUCCUGGAGAUCGACUGCUUAAGCCCCAAUUCAUGCGCAAAGGCACAGUAGGAGAUUGGAAGAACACAUUCACUGUGGCACAAAAUGAAAUGUUUGACCAGAUCUUCAAAGAAAGAAUGAAAGACUUACCACUGAACGUCAUCUGGAACUUGGACCCCAAAACAAACUGAAAACAUUCACAAAACAAAAGAACCAGCAUGUCUUGCCACUGGACAUUAAACACUGUUUUCUAAACAUUGUUCUCUCACCCCCAACCCCCACAACAAUUGGACCGCUGGAAACAAAACAAAACCUCCUCGUGUGUGUGCUCCAUAAAUCUUAAAAGCCUGAUAUAUCAAGUAUGACAUUCAUCAUCAACAACAAAAAACAUAUAUACAAAAUUUUUUUUUGUUUUUAUUUUGCCUAAAAGUUCAGUAAAGUGUUCCACUUUAACAAAUUGGAUUUUUGUUUAAAGUCUGCAUGAAAUCAAAAUUGACUUUAUUAGCGCACAUUGCUAGUCUUGAUGUGAACAAUUAAUCUGUGCAAGUUAAUCUGGUGAAAAAAUUUGUUUGUUUUGGUAAUCUUUAAUCAAAAUUUGAACAUUUACUUCCACUCUGAAAUGGCAUUACUUCUCUGAUGACAUCAGUUUGACGGCUUGGGCAGAAUAUCCUUAAACACACCCCUCCAACCGUCAGGUAAAAAAAAAAAAGAAGCAAAUUCUGCCCAAGCCAUCAAACUGACAUCAUCAGAGAAGAAAUGCCAUUCCAAAUGAUCAGAUUUGUAUUAAAGAUUAGCAAGACAAACAAUUUUUUUUUUUUUUCAGGAUUAACCACAGAUUAAUUGUUCACUUUAAGACUAACAAUGUGCACUAAAAUAAUAAAUAUUGUAAAUUUUGAUUUCAUGCAGACUUUAAACUAAUGUGACCCUGGACCACAAAACCAGUCAUAAGGGUCAGUUUUUUAAAAAAAACUGAGAUUCCUACAUCGUAAGCUUUCCAUUGAUGUAUGGCUUGUUAGGAUAGGGCAAUAUUUAGCCAAGAUAAAACUAUUUGAAAAUCUGGACUCUGAGGGUACAAAAAAACAAAAAAAAUGUAAAUAUUCUAAAUCUAAAAUAAAAUCGCCUUUAAAGUUGUCCAAAUUAAGUUCUUAGCAAAGCAUAUUACUAAUCAAAAAUUAAGUUUUUAAAUAUUUACGGUAGGAAAUUUACCAAUUAUUUUCAUGGAAUAUGAUCUAAAUUAAUAUCCUAAUGAUUUUUAGCAUAAAAGAAAAAUCUAUAAUUUUGACCCAUACAAUGCAUUUUUGACUAUUGCUACAAAUAUACCCGUGCUACUUAUGACUGCUUUUGUGGUCUAGGGUCACAUAUUUUACAUGGAAGACUUUACAGGUUUAAGCUGCUUUCAAUACCAAGUAAUGUUUAUUGAGCAUCAAAUCAUCAUAUUAGAAUGAUUUCUGAAUGAUCAUGUGACACUGAAGACCGGAGUAAUGAUGCUGAAAAUUCAGCUUUGCAAUUAGGAAUAAAUUAGACAAAUAUAUUCAAAUAGGAAAGUUAUUUUAAAUUGUAAUAUUCCAUGUUUGUGUGAUCAAAUAAAUGCAGCCUAGGUGAGAAUUCA